GCCAUCAGCGUGCAUAGUAAAAGGAAACGAUAGUUAUUGGAUCCACUCCUACUAGUUAUUUUCUGUUUACCCCGCUGUGCUGUAAGUGCUCUCCCCCUUUGCCUUGACCCUAUUUUUUUUUUAAACUAAACUUCUGUUCUCCUCCAUUUCAUCUUUCUAUAAACCCUUUUCUCAACUUAUUCAUUAAUCAGAACUGCUUAAUCAUCUAACAUGGCACAUAGACUUGGUGGACGUAGAAAAAACGUGAAAAAAGGAUUUCAGUUCACCUUUAUGGUGGUUGGAUCUUCCGGUACUGGUCGCACUACCUUUGUGAACACGCUUUGUGACUCCAAUGUUCUUGCAAAGAAGGUGUGUGAUAAUCCUGAAGAAGCACAUAAUGAAGAAGGAAUUACUAUCAAACCGAUAUCUGUCGAGUUGGAUGAAGAUGGUGUAAGAAUCUCUUUGACAAUUGUCGAUACUCCAGGCUUUGGUGACAACAUCGACAACGAGCAAUGUUUCCAAGAAAUCGUCGGCUAUUUGGAAAGACAGUACGAUGAUAUCCUUGCUGAAGAAUCCAGAAUUAAGCGUAACCCGCGAUUCCGUGAUAACCGCGUUCACGCUCUCUUGUACUUCAUUUCUCCCACCGGUCAUGCUUUGCGUGAAAUUGAUAUUGAAUUGAUGCGCCGAUUAAGCCCUCGUGUCAAUGUGAUUCCUGUGGUUGGACGUGCUGAUUCCCUUACACCUGCCGAAUUGAAGGAUUUCAAGAGAAGAAUUAUGGAAGAUAUCGAACAUUAUAAUAUUUCUAUUUAUAAUUUCCCAUACGAUGUGGAAGAAGACGACGAAGACACGAUCGAGGAGAACAGUGAACUGAGGGCCCUAUUGCCCUUUGCUAUUAUCGGUAGCGAUGAAGAGAUUGUGGUGAACGGUCGCACAGUACGAGGACGUCAGUAUCCAUGGGGAGCCGUCGAGGUCGACAAUCCCCAACACUCUGACUUUGGAAGACUGCGAUCAGCACUUCUGAGUUCGCACCUUCAGGACUUGAAAGAAAUUACACAUGAUUUCCUUUACGAAAAUUAUCGUACUGAGAAACUUAGUCGUACCGUCAGUGGCGGUGAUUCAGAAGAUGCCUCGUUGAAUGCAGAAGACAUGGCCAGUCAAAGCGUUCGAUUGAAGGAAGAACAGUUGCGAAAGGAAGAGGAAAAGCUUCGUGAAAUUGAAUUGAAGGUCCAGCGUGAAAUUCAAGAAAAGAGGACGGAACUUCUCAAUAAGGAAGAAGCACUGCGCAGUUUGGAAGCAAGAUUAGCACAAGCUCAACUACAAGACGCUUAAAGCGUACCAUUUCGACUCUUCCAUCGCUAAGCAUUAAAAAAGCGCAAGAAAGUUUACGUCUUGGGAGAUAUUAUUAUUUUUUUUGGCUCUUUUCUCUUAUCUUUUUUUUUUACUGUCUUCCCUUAGCUUAGAAAAAUGGUUUCUUCUAUCUGCUAUACCUCAAAUUCUAAUAACACUCCUUUUUUUAUGUUCUGAUGAAAGACAAUCCCUUAAAUUCAGGGUAUAGCCUUUUCAGGGUCCCUGCUGCAUGGGUAUAAAUCCGCACUCACCACCGUUUCUUCCUGUCCUGGCAUAAUCCCGUUCUUUAGGCUGACGUUGCCUAUCUUUGCGGCCUAAAGCUUUCUUGAU
Radiomyces spectabilis is the source of this 1656-nucleotide messenger RNA. RefSeq names its product Septin-domain-containing protein. NCBI's taxonomy places the organism in Eukaryota, Fungi, Mucoromycota, Mucoromycetes, Mucorales, Radiomycetaceae. The record is from RefSeq and is a predicted model, not a curated record. The transcript has 12 exons. Gene Ontology annotation, biological process: cytoskeleton-dependent cytokinesis. Gene Ontology annotation, cellular component: cell division site; septin ring; cytosol. Gene Ontology annotation, molecular function: molecular adaptor activity; GTPase activity; GTP binding. The coding region runs from base 211 to 1308 and encodes 365 amino acids.